Molecule: messenger RNA, 1585 nt
Organism: Mesocricetus auratus (golden hamster)
Lineage: Eukaryota; Metazoa; Chordata; Mammalia; Rodentia; Cricetidae
Product: histone H2B type 1-C/E/F/G/I
Exons: 2
Coding region: 41-421 (126 amino acids)
Cellular component (GO): nucleosome
Molecular function (GO): protein heterodimerization activity; DNA binding; structural constituent of chromatin
Source: RefSeq, a predicted model, not a curated record
UCAAACCCACAUUGAGCUUCCGGUAUUUGGAGAUCCGAAGAUGCCUGAGCCAGCGAAGUCCGCACCCGCCCCGAAAAAGGGCUCCAAGAAGGCCGUCACCAAGGCUCAGAAGAAAGACGGCAAGAAGCGCAAGCGCAGCCGCAAGGAGAGCUACUCCGUGUACGUGUACAAGGUGCUGAAGCAGGUACACCCCGACACCGGCAUCUCCUCCAAGGCCAUGGGCAUCAUGAACUCGUUCGUCAAUGACAUCUUCGAGCGCAUCGCGGGCGAGGCUUCUCGCCUGGCGCAUUACAACAAGCGCUCGACCAUCACGUCCCGGGAGAUCCAGACGGCUGUGCGCCUGCUGCUGCCUGGGGAGCUGGCCAAGCACGCCGUGUCCGAGGGCACCAAGGCCGUCACCAAGUACACAAGCUCCAAGUGAAAUGAACAUCCAAGAGGAGUAGACCUGACAUCUUUUCUACGACUCAUCAGUGCUGCAUGUUGUUUCCUUUGACAAAUGAGACAAUGAAAAUGGGUGAUACUAGCAGACUAGUGGCUGUAUUUUCAAAACUUGAGGAACAACUGAUAAGCAUCUGGCUCAAAAUUCUAUAAAAAAUGUUCAUUGUAGAAAUUUGUGAUAAGAAAGUAGAAAAUUAAAAUAUUCCUAGUAAAAUUAAAAUACUCCUAGCAAAACAAAGCUUUUGAAAAUUCAUGUUAAUAUGUAAUGUACAUAUAAUAAAAAUAUCAUGUAAAGCAAAAAUGCCUUACAAAUAUGUAAUUUUAAUUAGGUAAAUACGGUUAGAAAUUGUGAUAUAUGGGAGUGAAUCACUACAUAUGUAACUAGUUUUGUGUUUUUGGUUACUUUAAGAUCCUUUUUUUGUGGAAUAUAGAGCACACAAAUCACAAAUUUUCAUUUAUAAAUCCUCCCUUUUUUCUUGUUGAGGGGAAAAACUUAGGUCAACGAACUGAGAUAGGCUAAGGGUGUAGCUAGAGUGCAUGCGUGUCAUGUGCAAGGUCCUGUGCUCAAUCCCCAGCAGUAUUGUUUGAAAAGGAAAAGGAAAAAGAAAGGGCAGGCAGGUAUGAUGGUGGUCACCUGUAACCCCGUGACUGAGAAAGGAGGUAAGACAAAAAGGCUGUGGAUGGAAGGGCAGCCUGGGCUUCAUAGUCCCGCACUGUGAGACAAAACAACAAAUGUGGACAGGUUUGUGCAUAUGUGAUUGUUUUUAGCGGCCUGGAACAAAAUUUGCAUCCAAGUUCUUUUUCUAGAUUUUCAAUUAUAGAACACAAGAAUUCAUUAUAUUUGCCAGUUCCGUGUUACUUUUAAAGCAAUAGAAUAAUACACUCUGUCAAUCUGUAAAGGUCUAUCUGAUGCUUGUAUGGCACUGACAGUUAAUGGUCCAGAAAGUCUGUAGGUGAUCUAGGAUCAGAGAAACCAAACUGAUAACAAAUCCAUAGGGUGCUCAGAGGGACACACACAUUUUCACAGUGGAAGAUCACAUUGCACUGGCAAGGUGGAAAUCAGUCUCAUGACUCCCAACUGGUAGGGUUUUUUGUUUUUGAUUUUCCCAAAUGAAAUACACUAGAAUAAAAUAUAUGAAUUCAGGUA